AUGGGUUCGAUACAGCAGAGUGUCCCGGUCACCGGUAUAAAGAUUGCCAUUGAUCGUGGCGGAACAUUCACCGAUAUCUGGGCUACAGCCAGCGGUCAGCCUGAUCUAGUGUUUAAGCUGUUGUCUGUUGACCCUGCCAAUUACAGUGAUGCGCCCACUGAAGGAAUACGUCGAGUUCUUUCAACAUAUGGCGACAGAGAGAUUCCAAGAAAUACGCCUUUGCCUAAGUCUAGCAUUGAGAGCAUUCGUAUGGGAACUACUGUGGCCACAAAUGCCUUGCUUGAAAGAAAAGGGCGCAGACAUGCUUUCCUUGUCACAAAAGGAUUCAAGGAUCUCCUAGAGAUUGGUUACCAAUCACGACCCCGCCUCUUCGAUCUCAACAUCUCAAAGCCUGAAGUGCUAUACUCCGAGGUGUGUGAGGUUGAGGAACGAGUGACCAUCGAAGGAUUUGACGAAGAUGUCGAUGGCCAAUUCAACAGCACUGAAGCUAUUCCGGGUGUCCUCGAGAUGGGGGCCAAUGGUCAACUUGUCAGGAUUCUCAGCCCACUCAACGAAUCCGCCCUAGAAGCCCAGCUACGAGACCUCAGAGCACAAGGAAUCGAUACUAUUGCCAUUUGCUUCGCCCACUCAUAUGCUUAUCCCGAGCACGAGUUGAAAGCUGGCCAAUUGGCUGUGCAAGCGGGAUUUACUCACGUUUCUCUCUCAUCUCAAGUGGCAGCGAAUAUGAUCAAGAUGGUACCUCGGGGCAGCUCAGCAACGGCGGAUGCUUACCUCACACCCGAGAUCAAGAAGUAUAUUGCUGGUUUCCAGAAAGGCUUCGAGGGCGGCCACCUUGACGAUGUCAGAUGUGAGUUCAUGCAGUCAGAUGGUGGUUUGGUCAGAUAUGAUCAAUUCUCGGGCCUUAAGGGUAUCCUGUCCGGCCCAGCUGGUGGCGUUGUCGGCUAUGCCAGGACAUCAUAUGAUGAAACCAAUCGUAUGGCCGUCAUCGGGUUCGAUAUGGGUGGAACAAGUACCGAUGUUUCACGAUAUGGCGGUACUUUUGAACACGUCUUCGAGACAACAACCGCUGGUGUGACGAUCCAGAGCCCACAGCUUGACAUAAAUACCGUCGCAGCAGGAGGCGGUUCUAUCUUGGCGUGGAAGAAUGGUCUUUUCGCCGUGGGACCAGAAAGUGCCUCGUCACAUCCAGGCCCUGCCUGCUACAGGAAGGGUGGCCCAUUGACCGUCACCGAUGCCAACUUGUUCCUGCGCCGGCUCGUACCCGAAUCCUUCCCCAAGGUAUUCGGGCCUCAUGAGAACGAAUCUCUCGACGAAGAAGUCGUGCAAGUGAAGUUCAAAGAACUCACGAAACGCAUAAAUGCUGAAACGGGCGGCUCACUCUCACCACAAGAGAUUGCAUGUGGAUUUUUGGAUGUUGCCAAUGAAGCAAUGUGCCGACCAAUUCGAGCUUUAACAGAGGCAAAGGGACAUGCCAUCGCAAACCAUCACUUGAGCUCUUUCGGUGGUGCCGGUGGUCAACAUGCCUGUGACGUGGCAUCGAAGCUCGGCAUCGAUACUGUUGUCAUUCACAAAUACUCCAGUAUUCUUUCUGCCUAUGGCAUGGCUCUGGCCGAUGUCGUCCAAGAGGUUCAAAGGCCAUGCAGUCAGGUGUAUUCCUCGAAGUCGCGACAAACUCUGUCAGACGCUUUCGAAACUAUGAAGUCCCAAGUCAAGUCCAAGAUUGCCAGCCAGGGUAUGGCCGAAUCCAACAUCGACUAUGAGUACUACUUGAACAUGCGAUACCAGGGAACUGAAACAUCCAUGAUGACUAUGGAGAAAGAGGGAUCGGAUUUUAAGCAGGAGUUCCUGAAGCGUCAUCUGCAGGAGUUCAACUUCAUCUUUCCCGACGAUCGGCAGAUCCUCAUUGAUGACAUUCGAGUUCGUGCAAUCGGUAAGAGCAAGGCAACCAUCGGUGGAACGGCCGAAUUGGCUCACGAGCUCAACACCUUGAGCUUCAAGGAGCCCAAGCAGGCCCCCAACGCGAAGAAGAUGGUGUAUUUCAAGAAGCAAGGAAAUGUCGAGACUCCAAUCUACCUCCUCCACGAUCUCGUCCCCGGCACUGUUGUUAAAGGUCCUGCAAUCAUCAUUGACGCCACCCAGACUCUUCUUGUUGUUCCGGAAGCGCAGGCAAAGAUCUUGUCGUGUCAUGUUGUCAUCGACAUCAUGUCUGCCAUGAAACAAGAUUUGUCCAGUCAUGCUGUUGAUCCUGCAACACUGAGUGUUUUUGGUCACCGCUUCAUGAGUAUCGCCGAACAAAUGGGACGUGCUCUGCAGAACACCUCAGUGUCUCUCAACAUCAAAGAGCGUCUUGAUUUCUCCUGCGCCAUCUUUGGACCUGAUGCCGGCUUGGUUGCCAAUGCACCUCACGUUCCCGUCCAUCUGGGUUCCAUGAGCUAUGCAGUGAAGUAUCAGCACGAGCUUCACAAGGGUAAGCUGACACCUGGAGAUGUUCUGGUUUCCAACCAUCCCUCGUCAGGUGGUACACAUCUACCAGACAUCACUGUCAUCACGCCCGUUUUUGAUGCUCAGGAGAAGGAAGUCGUGUUCUACGUUGCUUCUCGAGGCCAUCACACCGAUAUCGGUGGUCUCGGUGGCACAUCCAUGCCUCCAAACUCUACAGAGCUGUGGCAGGAGGGUGCCGCAAUCCGCUCAUUCAAGUUGAUCCACAACGGUCACUUCGAUGAGGAGGGAAUCACCCAGAUCUUGCUGGAGCCUGGCAAGUACGAAGGGUGCAAUGGUAGCCGCAGGCUCAGUGACAACCUCUCGGAUCUCAAAGCACAAGUCGCUGCGAAUAACAAAGGGUCCACUCUGGUCAAGGCCUUGAUGGAAGAGUAUUCUCAGGAAAUCGUGCACUUAUACAUGGCUGCGAUCCAGCAGAAUGCGGAAAUUGCCGUGAGAGCAUUCUUGAAGAAAACCCUGAGUGAGCGAGGACCGGUUCUCUUGGCCCAAGAUCGCAUGGACAAUGGCUCUUUCGUGAACCUAAAGGUCAGCAUAUCUGAAAAUGGCAGCGCUGUCUUCGACUUCACAGGCACUUCAUGUGAGAUGUUCGGUAACAUGAAUGCGCCCCCAGCAAUCACACACUCAGCCCUGUUGUACUGCUUACGACUGCUUAUUGGCACUGAGAUCCCCAUGAACCAGGGCUGUCUGGCACCCACAGAGGUUAUCCUCCCCACGGGAUCAUUCAUCAACCCAUCCGCGGGAGCGGCUGUGUGUGCUGGAAACACGCAGACAUCGCAGCGCAUUUGUGACGUUAUCAUGCGUGCAUUCGAAGUUGCCGGUGCAUCUCAAGGUUGCAUGAACUGCCUGGGAUUCUUCGGAGAAGGUGGCCGCGAUGCCGAGGGUAAAGCUCUGGCAGGUCACGCCUAUGCCUUUGGCGAGACCAUUUGCGGUGGAUCUGGUGCUACUGCCACUGCUCACGGUGCCAGUGCCGUCCACACUCACAUGACAAACACUCGAAUCACGGAUCCAGAAUCUCUGGAAAAGCGUUACCCCGUCAUUCUGCGCGAGUUCUCUAUCCGUACCGGCUCCGGUGGGAAGGGAAUGCGAUGCGGUGGCAACGGUGUGGUCAGAGACAUCGAAUGCCGCGCACCACUCAAGUUCAGUGUCAUCACUGAACGCCGGAUCACCUCACCUUACGGAAUGCAUGGCGGUGAAGAUGGAGGCCGCGGUGGAAACUACUGGGUGAAGAAGAACUCGGACGGCACAGAGCGAUGGAUCAACCUCGGUCCCAAGAACAUGGUGGCUAUGCAGACUGGCGACCGUUGUGUUAUUCAGACACCUGGAGGAGGUGGCUAUGGUCGAAUUGAUGCCCAGUCGAGCGAGGAGCAGACACAGCAAAUAGCAAAGGUGCAAUACCCUCGGGCUAUGGGCAGUGUGGCUGCCUUUGCCACGACACAGGCAGAGGCGUCGUAG
Molecule: messenger RNA, 3951 nt
Organism: Exophiala oligosperma
Lineage: Eukaryota; Fungi; Ascomycota; Eurotiomycetes; Chaetothyriales; Herpotrichiellaceae
Exons: 4
Coding region: 1-3951 (1316 amino acids)
Biological process (GO): glutathione metabolic process
Cellular component (GO): cytosol
Molecular function (GO): 5-oxoprolinase (ATP-hydrolyzing) activity
Source: RefSeq, a predicted model, not a curated record